Molecule: messenger RNA, 1517 nt
Organism: Limanda limanda (common dab)
Lineage: Eukaryota; Metazoa; Chordata; Actinopteri; Pleuronectiformes; Pleuronectidae
Gene: atad1b
Product: ATPase family AAA domain containing 1b
Exons: 10
Coding region: 73-1167 (364 amino acids)
Cellular component (GO): mitochondrial outer membrane
Molecular function (GO): ATP hydrolysis activity; ATP binding
Source: RefSeq, a predicted model, not a curated record
AUCACCACCACAGAAGAAGAGCAGACAGGAAGUGCAGCUGUGACCGGAGCAGCUCUGUGUGUGUUCAUCACCAUGGGAUUGACGGAGGUUCCAGUUGAAAACAUUGCCCGUCCUCUGGGCAGGAACGAGGUCAUCGGCCUCCUCUUCCGUCUGACCAUAUUUGGAGCCGUCACCUACUUCACCAUCAAGUGGAUGGUGGACGCCAUCGACCCCACCAGGAAGCAGAAGCUGGAGGCUCAGAAACAGGCGGAGAAGCUGAUGCGUCAGAUCGGAGUGAAGAACGUGAAGCUGUCCGAGUACGAGAUGAGCAUCGCCGCUCACCUGGUGGACCCGCUCACCAUGCAGAUCACCUGGAGAGACAUCGCAGGUCUGGACGAGAUCAUCACCGAAUUAAAGGAGACGGUGAUUUUACCGGUUCAGAAGAGACACCUGUUCCGGGGCUCACGGCUGCUGCAGCCGCCGAAAGGCGUGUUGCUGUACGGGCCCCCUGGCUGCGGUAAGACGCUGAUCGCCAAGGCGACGGCCAAGGAGGCGGGGUUUCGUUUCAUCAACCUGCAGCCCAGCACUCUGACGGACAAGUGGUACGGAGAAUCCCAGAAACUGGCGGCCGCCGUCUUCUCAUUGGCUGUUAAACUGCAGCCGUCAAUCAUCUUCAUCGACGAGAUAGACUCGUUCCUGAGGAGUCGCUCCAGCUCCGACCACGAAGCCACCGCCAUGAUGAAGGCUCAGUUCAUGAGUCUGUGGGACGGACUGGACACCGACCACCACUGCCAGGUGAUCAUAAUGGGUGCCACCAACCGUCCUCAGGAUCUGGACUCUGCCAUUCUGCGUCGGAUGCCGACCAGGUUCCACAUCAACCAGCCGAGUGUGAGUCAGAGGGAGCAGAUCCUCAAACUCAUCCUGGAGAACGAGAGCGUGGACUCCUCGGUCGACCUCGUUAACGUCGCCAAGGAGACGGACGGUUUCUCAGGAAGUGACCUCAGAGAGAUGUGUCGUGAUGCGGCGCUGCUUUGUGUGCGAGACUUCGUCCACAGUCAGGACGACAGUUUAUCCGAGGACUGCAUUCGACCGAUCCAUCAGUCCGACCUUCAGAGGGCAAUCUGCAAGAUGAAGAAAUCUAAAUCUGCCGGCGGCCAGGGCGCCUUGCUGCACGCCGCUCUGGACUGAUCACAUGACCUCAGCCUUCCUCACAGGCUGGACCUCACUCUCACAUGUUUAGAUAUGUUCAACAUGUGCCACCGAGUUUCUCUGUUGGUUUGAUUUCAUGAUCUACCACAGAAAAAAGAAACUGUCACAGAAACGUUUGAGAAUCGCUGGUUGAUCCAGAAAUGAAAACUUUUAAUUAUUUGUUGAACUCCAGAGUUCUUUUGCCUGAAGAUGUUUAAACUUUAAGAAAUGUCUCAUUGUUGUGAAAUGUAAUUUUGAAACUGGAACCCAUGCCAACAUUUGAACACUCGCUCUGUUGCUGCUCGCUGCAGAAAUGACUGUAAAUAAAGUUUGGAGAUUUUCAGACUCGA